Molecule: messenger RNA, 2202 nt
Organism: Arachis ipaensis
Lineage: Eukaryota; Viridiplantae; Streptophyta; Magnoliopsida; Fabales; Fabaceae
Source: RefSeq, a predicted model, not a curated record
AUGACAAGCCUGGGAAGCGUAAAGGACGUGCAGAGACUUGCCGGAAGGUUAACCGCGCUAUCUCGGUUCCUCGGCGCGUCGGCUGCCAAGGCCCUCCUUUUCUUCAAUCUGAUGAAGAAAGGGAUAGCGUUUGAAUGGACCCCGGUUUGCGAGGAAGCCUUUAAUCACUUCAAGAGAAUUAUCUCAUCACCACCAAUCCUCGGUAAGCCCAAGAAUGGGGAAAUGCUAUUCCUGUACUUGGCAGUAACAGACGAGGCUUUGGCGGCCGUCUUGUUACGAGAAGAGGGGAAGGUCCAGCAGGCGGUUUACUUUGUAAGCAAAGUGCUGCAAGGGGCGGAGUUGAGAUAUAGCAAGUUAGAAAAGCUGGCUUACGCGUUGCUGACCUCGUCCCGCAGGCUUCGGCAGUAUUUUCAAGGGCACCCAAUAACAAUUAGAACAGACCAGGCGAUCCGGCAGAUAUUGCAAAAACCCGACCUGUCGGGCUGGAUGAUGGCCUGGGCAAUUGAGCUGUCCCAAUAUGAUCUGCAGUACGAGCCUAGACAUGCCAUUAAGGCCCAGGCAAUGGCAGACUUCCUAGUUGAGGUGACAAGGGAUCAUCCCGAGAAACCGAACAUACGGUGGAAGCUCCACGUAGAUGGAGCCUCCAACCAAACGUUCGGAGGAGCAGGAAUCAUAUUGGAAAGUCCCACCGGAGCCGUGUACGAGCAGUCGAUCAAGUUCGACUUUCCUGUAUCCAAUAACCAAGCAGAAUACGAGGCCCUCCUGGGUGGCCUCCAGUUGGCAAAAGAGGUCGGGGCCACAACAAUAGAAGUGUGUAAUGACUCCCAAAUCAUCACGUCACAGGUCAAUAGGACAUACCAAACUAGGAAUUCACUGCUGCAGAAGUACUUGGAGCAAGUCAACAGGCUGAGCAAGGAAUUUGACGAGGUCACCGUACGGCACGUCCCUAGGGAGAAAAACACAAGGGCCGACCUCUUAUCAAAGCUGGCAAGCAUGAAGCCGGGAACGUGCAACCGUUCCCUCAUCCAAGGCUUGAUGAAGGAACCGGCAGUGACCUUGCACCUUGUCCGCUCAAGCCCCUCAUGGAUGGACGCGAUUACCGAUUUCUUGGAGAACGGUAAGCUCCAUAGUGACGAUAAAACAGCAAGAGGGCUAAGAAGAGAAGCAGCCAAGUACACCAUAAUACAGGGCCAAUUAUUUAAAAAAGGGCUUAGCCAACCCCUACUGAAGUGCCUGCAUCCCGACCAAACGGACUACAUCCUACGCGAAGUGCACGAAGGAUGUUGCGGCCACCACAUUGGGGGAAAGGCUCUAGCCCGAAAACUUGUCAGGGCUGGUUACUACUGGCCUUCGAUGAUGGCGAACUCCAAAGCGUUCGUGGAGAAAUGCAAGAGGUGUCAGGAGAACGCCAACUUCCACAAAGCGCCGACAGUAGAACUUAGCCUCCUGAUGGCCUCCCGACCAUUUUCGAAGUGGGGAGUCGACCUGUUGGGUCCAUUCUCGGUAGGGCCCAGGCAGGUGAAGUACUUACUUGUCGCCAUCGACUACUACACUAAGUGGGUGGAAGCCGAGCCAUUAGCCAGCAUAUCAUCGGCCAACUGUCGAAAGUUCAUGUGGAGGCAAGUGAUAACCAGAUUUGGGAUCCCAGAGGUCGUCGUCUCGGAUAACGGCACCCAGUUUGCUGAUAAGAAGUUCAGAGAAUUCCUAGCCGGCUUGGGCAUAAAGCAGAGGUUCUUGUCAGUUGAACACCCCCAAACCAAUGGCCAAGUCGAGGCUGCUAACAAAGUCAUCUUACAUGGCCUCAAAAAGCGAAUUGACCACAAGAAAGGAGCAUGGGCAGACGAGUUAGCCUCGGUCCUCUGGUCCUACCGCACCACCCAGCAAUCGUCUACCGGAGAGACCCCUUUCCGCCUCACUUAUGGGGUAGACGCAAUAAUUCCUGUGGAGAUUGGUGAGCCGAGCCCGCGGCUGAUAUUGGGAGGAAUCGAAGAGGCCGUGGAGAAAGACCUAGCAGACGAGGCUAGGGAGAUGGCCCACUUGUCGAAAACGGCAUUAAAACAGAGGAUGCCCUGCGCUACAACGCCAAGGUACUCAAGAGGGAAUUCAAGCAAAAUGACCUGGUUUUAUGGCGUAACGACAUUGGACCCCCGACCCCGGGAGAAGGGAAGUUGGCGGCCAACUGGGAAGGCCCAUACAGGGUAA